Rotaria sordida is the source of this 246-nucleotide messenger RNA. NCBI's taxonomy places the organism in Eukaryota, Metazoa, Rotifera, Eurotatoria, Philodinida, Philodinidae. The record is from the annotation of a GenBank genome assembly.
AUGGUACCACAAAUAAGUCAAUAUGAUAAUAUCAAACAGAUAUUUGUUUUUUGUGCGUCGAUUGUAUCACAUCUACAUUGGACAAUUGAUUAUACUGAUCGGUUGUUAAAGUUUGAUCAUCCAGAUGAAUUAUUAGAACGUUUAUGGAAUGAAAUGAAACGACAUUUUCGAGAACAAGCUCAACAAUGUAUCCAACAAGCAGAAGAGCUGAAAGAACAAGCGAAGCAAUACAAGCAACCACCAUGA